Molecule: messenger RNA, 1544 nt
Organism: Sardina pilchardus (European sardine)
Lineage: Eukaryota; Metazoa; Chordata; Actinopteri; Clupeiformes; Clupeidae
Product: GTPase IMAP family member 7-like
Exons: 4
Coding region: 100-1041 (313 amino acids)
Molecular function (GO): GTP binding
Source: RefSeq, a predicted model, not a curated record
UGUUUGGGGGCUGUGCUUCUGCGCCCUGGCUAUUGGGAUAUUCUAUUCUCCCUUCCAUUUUGUUCUUUGACGUGUGGGGUUGAACAAGCGUCAGGUGUGAUGGCUGCGAUCGAAGGCCUCGAAUCAGGGAGGAGAAGAACAUUCAGUAUGGACAAACCUCCAGAGUUCAGACUCGUUCUUGUUGGGAAGACGGGAGCAGGGAAGAGCUCCAGUGGAAACACUAUACUGGGAAGAGAUGCCUUCAGUGCAGCUGUCAGUCAUUCCUCAGUCACCAGACAGUGCUGUAAGCUGAGUGGGGAGGUGUUCGGUAGAGAAGUAACCAUUGUUGAUACUCCUGGCCUCUUCGACACCUCGUUACCUAAACACACUGUGCAGAGGGAGAUCUCCAAAUGCAUCAACAUGUCGGCCCCGGGGCCCCACGCCAUCCUGCUGGUCAUCAAGGUGGGGCCGUUCACCAGUGAGGAGCAAGACGCUGUGAGGCAGGUGGAGGAGAUCUUCGGAGCAGAUGCCUGGAAGUACACCAUGAUCCUCUUUACCCUGGAUAACCAAGCUGUGCCAGACAUCGAUAGACAGCUGAGGGAGGCAGGACCUGAGCUGCAGUCGAUCCUACAGAAAGUAGAAAAUAGAUUCCACUGCCUCCGUAACAACCAUGUUGAUGAUCGUAGCCAGGUCCUGGACCUGCUGGAGAAGGUGGAGAAGAUGGUGAAGAGGAACGGUCGACAGUUUUACUCCAACUACACCUAUAUGGAGGUGGUGAAGAUGUUGGAAAAGAGAGAGUUGGAGCUUAAAGCAUUCUACGAGAAGAUACUGGAGGAGAAAAUAAAAGCUGUUGAGUCAAAGUACGAGAAGAUGCUGUUGGAGGCUCAACAGGAUCAACCAGACACAAAGAAACGGCGUCAGGCUGAAGUAGAGGAAGUGAAGCGGUACUACGAAGCUCUUAAGCGUGAUGUCCGCCAUGUAGUAGAACAGACUGUAAAAGCCGACUCUGUGGAAGACAUUCACAAGUUUCACAUGACCCUGAGACUGAAGUUCACCUCCUGAACUCUGCUGGACCCUCAUGGCUCCAACCUUACAAAAUCCAUACUUCACAUGCUAUUUCAUGUUCUAGUGUAGAUCCCAAGGUUUACAAACACGCUACAGUAAAUCUAUCUGAAUGAAUUUGGGAAUUACUAGUGUGAAACAGAUGCAAGUGUACAUCUGUAGGCCAAAAUGAACAAGCUACACUAGAAGGUGGUUUGAUAUGAAAGGCUCUGGCAGGAUUAUAGGACUAAUGUUGAAGCUUUUGCAGGCCUCAUAACUACGGAUACCAUUUUGUCAUUCAAGUUUUGUAGAAGUCAUUAUGUAAGGCGUCAAAAACAUUGCCAUUUUUCAAGUCUGGAAGUUUAUAUAUAUGGUUUAGUAGGCCAUAUUCUAAUACUCUGUUCACACACAUGAUUAUGCCCCCCUUCAUAUACAGUGAGGAGCACAUGUAUUUGAUACCAUGCUAAAACAGGAAUAUAAAAUCAUCAUUUGACAAUUGAUCUUAAUGCCUUAAUUAAAAAAAA